GUUAAUGCGGGCGCGAUGGGGUGCGUGUUCGGCAAGCAGGCGUCGGGGCGGGCGGUAGAGAGGGCGAGGGAGAGGGAGCGGGCGAGGGAGGAGAGCGAGGAGGUCGAGGCCGAGGAGGAGGAGGUGGUCCGGGUGAAGGUCGCGAAGUUGGAGGUCGGGGAGGUCAGGAACGGGAGCGGUCGGCGGACUGCGUCGGCGGCGGUCGAGGACGGGGUCAAUGCGCGGGUGCGGGGGGAGAGGAGCCGGGUCGCGAGGCCGAAUCCGAGGCGGAGCAACCCGCCGAAGCACCUCUACGGGGAGCAGGUCGCCGCCGGGUGGCCGGCGUGGCUGUCGGAGGUCGCCGGGGAAGCCAUCAACGGAUGGACGCCGCGGCGGGCGGACAGCUUCGAGAAGCUCGAUAAGAUUGGGCAAGGUACAUACAGUAAUGUCUAUAAAGCUAGGGAUACUUUAACAGGGAAGAUUGUCGCUUUGAAGAAAGUGCGGUUCGAUAACUUGGAACCGGAGAGUGUAAAGUUCAUGGCAAGAGAGAUUUUGAUACUACGGCGCCUGGAUCAUCCCAAUGUUAUUAAGUUGGAGGGUCUGGUGACCUCAAGAAUGUCGUGUAGUUUGUACCUUGUAUUUCAAUAUAUGGAGCAUGACUUGGCUGGACUUGCUGCGAGCCCUGGGAUCAAAUUCACCGAGUCUCAGGUCAAAUGUUACAUGCACCAGCUGUUAUCUGGACUGGAACACUGCCACAAUCGCCAUGUUCUUCAUCGAGACAUCAAGGGAUCAAACCUACUCAUUGACAAUGAUGGAAUUCUUCAGAUCGCUGAUUUUGGAUUAGCCUCUUUCUUUGAUCCCAAUCACAAGCAACAUAUGACUAGUAGGGUGGUUACUCUGUGGUAUAGGCCACCAGAGCUUCUUCUUGGGGCUACUGAUUAUGGUGUGGGCGUGGACCUCUGGAGUGCGGGUUGCAUCCUGGCUGAGCUCUUAGCUGGAAAGCCUAUUAUGCCUGGUCGAACUGAGGUGGAACAACUGCACAAAAUAUUUAAGCUAUGUGGUUCUCCUUCAGAAGAAUAUUGGAGAAAAUCAAAGUUGCCUCAUGCAACCAUCUUUAAGCCCCAGCAAUCAUAUAAACGCUGCAUAGCGGAGACAUUUAAGGAGUUUCCACCACCAUCUCUACCUCUGAUUGAAACCCUUCUUGCAAUUGACCCAGCUGACCGCCUAAAUGCUACUGCUGCACUAAGAAGUGAAUUUUUCACAACCAAGCCCUAUGCUUGUGAACCUUCCAGCCUUCCAAAGUACCCUCCAAGCAAGGAAAUGGAUGCCAAAUUACGGGAUGAAGAAGCUAGAAGACUGAGAGCUGCUGGCAAAGGUAAUAUUGACGGGGUCAAGAAAACACGCCCUCGUCCUAGGGCCAUGCCUGCUCCAGAAGCCAAUGCCGAGCUUCAAGCCAAUCUUGAUAGACGGCGUCUCAUUUCACAUGCCAAUGCAAAGAGCAAGAGUGAGAAAUUUCCUCCUCCACACCAAGAUGGGGCGCUUGGCUAUCCUUUGGGUACUUCACAUCAUAUUGAUCCAGUUUUUGAGCCGCCUGAUGUCCCUUUCAGUUCCACGAAUUUUUCCUAUCCAAAAACAUCCUUCCAAACUUGGUCGGGACCAUUGGUUGACUCCGGUGCCGUAGUUGCUCCCCGGAAAAAGAAACACUCAAAGAGGGAUGGGCAUGCACAGUUGAGAAAAGAAGCGGCAAAACUUCGGAUGAAAGAUUGAGAUGGACAGAUGAUACAGUUUCUCCUUUUUUUGUUUUCACAUGAGGAUAUUCCGGAUGCUAGGAAGACUGGAUUCGGCUACUCUAUGUUCAAGGCAAGAGAGUUAUAUUUUGUUGAGAGGUACCAUUUAUUACACGAUUUUUAUCAUUCCUCCUGUUAUGUAAAUUUGUGAUUUGGGAAGAAGCUCUUCUAACUAUAUUUGUUCCCCUUCUUUUUUCUCCUCUCGCGGAAUACUCUAUUUAGGUUAUUUUCAAAUCUAUUCUUCCUUGAAAGUGGAUCUUGUAUCACUAAUUUGAUAUGUAUACCCUAGUUUUUGAAUUAUGCCAAGUUGCUUAGGUUCCUAAA
Molecule: messenger RNA, 2090 nt
Organism: Eucalyptus grandis
Lineage: Eukaryota; Viridiplantae; Streptophyta; Magnoliopsida; Myrtales; Myrtaceae
Product: probable serine/threonine-protein kinase At1g54610
Exons: 7
Coding region: 16-1746 (576 amino acids)
Biological process (GO): positive regulation of transcription elongation by RNA polymerase II; protein phosphorylation
Cellular component (GO): cyclin-dependent protein kinase holoenzyme complex; nucleus
Molecular function (GO): ATP binding; cyclin-dependent protein serine/threonine kinase activity; RNA polymerase II CTD heptapeptide repeat kinase activity
Source: RefSeq, a predicted model, not a curated record